Messenger RNA from Vicugna pacos (alpaca), 250 nucleotides. The record is from RefSeq and is a predicted model, not a curated record. Lineage: Eukaryota; Metazoa; Chordata; Mammalia; Artiodactyla; Camelidae.
GACUCCUUCUACCAGCUCAUCCAGGAGCAGAGCCGGUGGGCGGCCGAGGAGGGGCUGGAGCUGCAGCAAAGGGAGCCGGGGCCUGGAGCCCUGGGGGCUUCAGGCGAUGACCACCAGGCCCUCCUGGGGCCCGAGGGUGUCCCCGUCCAUAGCACGGCCACGCUCCGCAUCCUGGCCAGCAUGCCCAGCCGCACCAUUGGCCGGAGCCGCGGCGCCAUCCUCUCCCAGCUCUACAACCGCACGGUGCGGC